Messenger RNA from Didymodactylos carnosus, 1044 nucleotides. The record is from the annotation of a GenBank genome assembly. NCBI's taxonomy places the organism in Eukaryota, Metazoa, Rotifera, Eurotatoria, Philodinida, Philodinidae.
AUGAAUACAGAAAAGGCUACGACAUCUGCCGCGUCGACGUCGGUAGUGAAAUCGGCAGAAGUGACAAUUUCGUUGUUAUCGUCAGCAAAGAGAAGCGUUUGGUCAUGGCAGUCGAAUCCAAAUCCAUGGGUUCUCAAUGAAACAAAGGAAUGGACACGCUAUUCAGAUUUUGAAACGGAAUUUAUCGAAGACAAAUAUCUGAAGAAAGAGGAAAGUGAAGUUGAAGUGGGUGACUACGUUGUUGACUUAAAAAGCAUGGUACAAAUUAGUAAAGCCGACAGAAAUAAACAGAGAUCAGUUAAGCGAGAAGAAGUACCUGUAAGAGACUUUCUUAGAGAGGAACGAUUCUCUUAUCCAGAAAAAGCUGUCAAAUCAUUCGGAACUACUUAUAGAUCUAAAGUUAUCAUGGAAUGGAAGAAGAGAAAUAAAGCAAUAGAUGGUCAUUGGCCAGAAACGGUUGAGCAAGCAGCUCAAGGUAUUCUAAAAGAAGGGAAAUUAUUGAAGCAAGAGUUUGAAAGUCAGUUGAUUGCUGAGAAACUACGAGACGUGAAAGAUAAGCCAUACGAAAUUUUCCAUUGUUGUGCGCGUCUUUAUUCAGCUGAAUCAUUCUUAUACAAACUGGUGAACACUACACUAAGAAACGAAGAUAUGACUAAAGUUGAUACAUUAGGCGCGUAUUGUAAUGUGCUAAGGUACUAUUUACGCUUAAAUACACAAGGACCAGGAAAAACAGCUUUCUAUCGUGGUUGUACACUAACGAAUGAAAUGAUUGACGGAUAUAUACAGGCAGUUGGAACACAAAUUACUUGGCCUGCAUUUACUUCAACAUCGAAAUCACGUCAGCAAGCCGAACAAUUUGGAAAUACGUUAUUUAUCAUACGUCCGAGUGGACGCAUGGGAGGUCAACUACGUGACAUCUCCUACCUUUCUCACUAUCCACACGAAGAAGAAGUCCUUAUAGUAGCUGGACAUUGUUAUGACGUUGACAAAGUUGAACAUAAUCCGGACAAUGGAAAGUAUUUGAUUUAUCUGACUGCUGGUUAG